AUGGUUCUCGUCUCUCUCGCCGCCCUGCUCCUCGUGUCUUGGCCAACUACAUCAUCUGCUGUCACGAUUAGCGAAAUACAGGGUGUUGCUUUCAAGUCUGCAUUCACAGGGCAGACUUUGUCGAACAUCACUGGCGUAGUUUCCGCAAAGGGUUCCAGCGGAUUUUGGCUCGCAGGAAAGACCUCAUGGGACACUCGACACUCUUCGGGCCUGAGUGUAUUUACUUCUUCAGCCAGUGUCCUCUCCUCGGUCGCAGUUGGGGACUCCAUCUCUCUUACCGCUCGGGUCACUGAAUUCCGCUCUUCCUCUUCUCCAAACAACCUCUUCGGUACUGAGCUCACAUCUCCAGUCAAUAUCACGCUCAUCUCGUCAAACAACACUGUCAGACCCAUCGUGAUUGGCCGCGACCGCUCCCCGCCAACGCAAGCUCUUAGUGCGCUUGAUGCAGGUGCAGAUGGCUGGUUAGGGGUGCCGAACAAUGUUUCUAGGAUCGAUGUCGUCAAUGCAACCCUCAGACCAGAGAAAUAUGGCUUGGACUUCUGGGAGAGCCUGGAGGGCGCGCUCGUCACUGUCCCCAAACCGGUUGCAAUAGAUUUCCAGAAUAGUUUUGGAGAGUUUUGGGUGCGUGGCGCAUGGAAGGCGACAGGCGUUAACUCUCGUGGUGGAUUGACCAUUACAAUCGGACCCGAUGGCAUUCCGGACGCCAAUCCUGAGGCAAUCAUUAUCGGAAGUCCACUUGACGGUGCAAAAAAUCCCAAAGUCGCUGUCGGGACAAAACUUUCUGAUAUCACAGGUGUGAUUCAAUAUCAGUUUGGGUUCUUCUAUCUUUUGCCUACCACUGCGCCUACGAUCGUUUCCUCGCCGGACCCCACUGUUCCACCAACCACUCUUAAGUCUAGCAACAGUUCUUGCGUACUUACGCUUGGAGAUUACAACAUUGAGAACAUGAUGCCUACGUCGGCGCACAUGCCCAUCGUUGCUGGGCACAUUGCCAACCAGCUCCUUACGCCCGACAUACUCUUCGUGCAAGAAGUGCAGGAUAAUUCUGGCGCAACGAAUGACGGCGUAGUCAACUCGAACGUCACCCUUACUGCGAUCUCGAACUCCAUAUUGAACGCGAGUAGCAGUCACGUCAAGUACGACUUCGUUGCCAUCGACCCUGUCAAUAAUAAAGACGGUGGCCAACCUGGUGGUAACAUUCGACAGGCAUAUUUGUACAAGCCGACUAAAAUGAGCCUCGUCUCAGGCGCCCCUGCUGGUGGGGCGCUCGACGCAACAAAUGUCACUAUCAGUGCGAAUGGAGAGAUCGAAUUAACUUUCAAUCCCGGCCGCAUCGAUCCAACCAACAGCUGUUGGGACGACUCACGCAAGCCGCUUGUAGCACAAUGGGAGACACCUUCUGGCCACCGAUUUUUUACGAUCAAUCAUCAUGGUACUUCUAAAGGUGGCAGUUCUUCGACGGGUGGUGACGCGCGCCCUCCAGUCAACUUCAACGUCGCUAAGCGCACCGCCCAAGUCGAGACCAUAAGUGCCUUUGUGAAAAGCAUUCUCAACCUGGACCCGCGUGCUUCUAUCCUCCUCGCUGGCGACUUCAACGAGUAUGCCCAAACCCGCUCCGUGUUUUCCGCCUUUGAUGGCGUCCUGUUCGAAGCGGAUGAACUGGCCAACGUCCCACUUGUCGAGCGAUACACGUACGUUUUCGAUCAGAACAGCGAGGCGCUGGACCAUGUUUUCGUCAGCGCGGCAGUAGCAAGAAGGGGUAUCAAAGUUGAACAUGUUCACGUGAACAAUUGGUCACCAAGUCUCGAUGCAAGAGCGAGCGACCAUGACCCCAGUGUUGCGCGAGUCCGGAUUUGUUGA
This is a messenger RNA of Heterobasidion irregulare TC 32-1, 1860 nucleotides long. RefSeq lists its product as uncharacterized. The record is from RefSeq and is a predicted model, not a curated record. Gene Ontology annotation, molecular function: catalytic activity. The transcript has 8 exons. The coding region runs from base 1 to 1860 and encodes 619 amino acids. Lineage: Eukaryota; Fungi; Basidiomycota; Agaricomycetes; Russulales; Bondarzewiaceae.